UUUAUUUCUUUGCUUCUCUUCUUCCUCUCUUUCUCUCUUUCUCUCCUCUCGUGUCUGACUCUGCAGAAUUUUUCUAUGCAGGGAAAGACCAGACAAAAGUCACAAAACAGAGGAGAAGCAAGAACCAAGAAGAGAAAGCAAAAACCAAACGCGUGAACCCUAAAUACUCUCUCUCGCAAUGGAUUAUCAGCAUCCUUCCUCUGCUACUACUUUCUCUAAAAAGCUCGCUAAUGGUGUAAGCUUAAGUGGAAAGCACGAGUACGACGGCGUUUUUGUUGGUGCAGCGAACUCCGGUUCUCGCAUGGAGGAUUAUGGAGAGAUAUUUGGUGGCUCUAGUAAGUGUUCGAUUCCGAUUCUUGAUUUCCCUGACCUGAAAGAUAGCAAGUCAUCGGUGGACGCACGGAACUCGAGGCCAGAUUACUCGAAGAUAUUUGGUGGUUUCGGAGAUGCAGAUUUUGCUGUGCCUUAUGAGGAAUUGUUUGCGAAACCAAAGAAAGUGAAGAGUUCAUCUAAGGGAGCUCGGGCUGCAGCUGAAGCAAAGUUUUGCCCUGCAGAGCCAAAGCAUUCAAAUUUUUCAGGAGAGAAACAAGCCCCAUCACCUGAAGUAUCUUUCCAGUCAUUUGAUGGUGUGAAACAGUUCAAUUCAUCAUAUGAUAAAAGCAACCCAAGAAGCAAAAAUGGGACCAAUGGAAUAACACAUAUUGCUCAACUUCAUGCCAUUCCUGGUAAUAAUUGUUUGAUAGGUGAAAUCAAUCCCCCACGGAUGAUGAGAGGUGACAAGCCUUUACAAGCUGUAUUAAAUGAUGCCGAUAUGAAUAUUAAUGUCAAUGAGGGGAUAAUGCAACGGAAAACUCUGCGGAAAGUUGUAUCAGGUCCGCAGCCCAGAGUUGCUGCCGUAGAUCCCUCUAGAAGUCGUGCUGACUUUCAGACAAAACCUAAUAGGAAUAAAUCCUUCUCAAAUGACAUAUCCUUUGAUGCAUUUGAAAUUGGCCUCGGCACAGAGCAAUCACCAAUGUCACCUCUAAGUUCACUGCCUGAUUUUGGUAAUAACAGGGAUGGGACCAUUAGGUCAAUGAAUUCAAAGUUUGGGGGCUUUAGAGGUAAUGCUUCUGAAAUUGCUGCUGGUAGUUACUCAAGACCUUUUCUUGAUGCGGAAAUUGAUGCUAAUUCUGCUGCUGCUAAUGUCAGUGAGGGGAUAAUGCAACAGAAAACACUACGGAAAGUUGUAUCAGGUCCCCAACCCAGAGGUGCUGCCAUAGAUACCUCUAGAAAUCCUGCUGACUUUCGGACAAAACCUGGUAGGAAUAGAUCCUUUUCAAAUGACAUAUCAUUUGAUGCAUUUGAAAUUGGCCGCGGCACACAGCAGUCGCCAAUGUCACCUCUAAGCACACUACCUAAUUUUGGUAAUAACGGUGAUGGGUCCAUUAGGUCAAUGAAUUCAAGUUUCAGGGUGUUUAGAGGCGAUGCUUCUGAAGUUGCUGCCGGUAGUUACUCACCUCCUUUUCUUGAUGAGGAAAUUGAUGCUAAUUCUGCUGCAGCUACCUCAGCAGCUGCUGUGAGUAAGGCGAUAGAGGAGGCUAAAGCAAAGCUUAAAAUAGCUAAAGAAUUGAUGGAAAGAAGGAAGGAAGGCACUGCAAAUCGUGUGAAACCAAGUGUUAAUCGGUUGAAAGCUGAGAGAAGGGAAGUUAAAGCUGCAGAAAAAGCAAACAGCUCGAGUGAGAAGCCUCAGGAAAUGCAUCAGAAAGUAGAUCUUACCAGCUUAGCAGAGCAUGAGGCAAUAAAAGCUAACCAAGUUACUCCAGACGUCAGAAAUGUGAAGAAAUCAUCUCCUGUGCAAAGUGCUGUUGGAGAAAAUCACAGCAGUGGAUUCAAACAGACUCAAGUGGAUCAUGGGCUGGAACCAGAAAAUGAGAAAGCAGUGAAAGGAUUUUCUGAACCUGCUGAUACCAGAGAACGCAAUGGAAUGGUGUUGGAGGUCAAGCUGGUAAACAAUGUCCUGAAGGUGAAACCAUCUGCUAGUGAAAAAAAAUGUGAGGAGAAGAUGACAGGAGUGGAAAACAUCAAGAAGCCGAUGGAGCAUGAGAAGAAAGAAGCACUAGAGGGGGCCCAUAAGCAGGAAAUUGAGAGGGAACUCAAUCCAGUGGAAAAAUUGUUUGAAUGGAAUGUGUACCGUAACAAUAUCAAGUCAACUGAAGAGCUUUUUUGUCAGGAAGAAAAUCAAGAGAAAACCGGAGUUGCUUUCAAGGAUGAAGAAGCUGAUCGAGCACCUAAAGUGCCCGAUGAACAGGAAGAAACUCAGGGCAUAGAGAAAAGGCUUAAUGAACCAGAAGAAAAUGAAAAAAUUGAAAUCCAAGAGCUGAAGGAGAUAGAGAAUGUGGAGGAACCCAAUGAAGCUCAUGAUGGGAUGAAAAUUGAGAAGAAACAAAGAGAGGCACAAAAUCAAGAGAAAGGGCGGAAUCUAUCAACUGAAGUUCCAGUUAGAGAGGAGAAUGAGAGGAGACUAGAUGAAAUUCUUAGACACGAAGGAAAUGGGAAGGGACAGGAAGAAGGUUUGGAAAGGGUAGAAUGUGAAAAAAAACAACAAGAGGGUUGGAUUCAAGAAGAAAACAAGAAGAAACCAAAUGAUGUCUCCAAGCCGAAGGAUAAUGAGAAUUCAGGUCAAGCUCAUAAACAAGAAGCAACUGAGGUUAGAUUUAAUGACUUUCAGGAUGAGAAAGGAAGUGAGAAGAGACUUAGGAAGGAUUGCGGGACAAAAGACAAUAAGGGCCUUGAAGAGGCUGAACAGAAUGAGAUUCUCAACAAGGUAUUUCAGAUAAAUGAAACUGAGAAAGAAAGAACUUGUGAAUGGGUAGAAACUCUGAGGACACUAACAGGGAUUCAUCUGGAGACAAAAGAUGAGAACAAUGUUGAAGUUGCUCAACUUGCUUUUAGAUACAAGGAGAACCAUCUUACAGCAAAUCUUAAUGUAUAUAGGCUGGAUGACAAUGAUACUGCAGGCGAAGCUGAUGAAGCCCAUGGAGUUGAAGAAAAUUUUGGCAGUGGGGAAGUGAAUGACAAGGUACUUGCAGAUGAAUUCAAUAGGAGGACAGUGGAGGUAACUGAAGAUUCCUUUCCUGAAGAGACUGAAAAAAGGUUAAAAGGAGUUGAAGAGUCAAAUGACAUGGAGGAAGAAGAGAAUUUUGAAAUUGGUGUCUCAGAGGAAGGCCUCGUUGUACCUGAUGCCAUUAAGAAGCAAAAGGCACAUUCAUGUUCAGGUGAUGAGACAGAAUAUGAGAGGAUCUGUGAACAGGAAAAGGAUAUUGAAGAACAUACUUCUCAACUGGAUGGACAUUAUGAGGAUGCUAGCGAGUUUGUAAUUGGCUCUAAUGAUGAAGAAAAUGAGAGUGAUUGUGUAUCUUCUCAUGAAAGAUUGUUAGGCAACGGGAUGCAGUCCAAGACACAGAAGGACCCAGAAAAGGACGCUGAAGAUACAGCUUGUAAAUUGGGAGAAAAUAAUGAUGUCAAAGAAUCUGAAGUUGCUAUUAAUCAUGAAGAUGAGACAUAUUCUGAAUCUUCUUCUGACGAAAAGUUCGUGAAUAUUAGGAGCAACUUGCAAGCAAGCCAGCAAGCACAUAGUUUUUAUGGUGAAGGAAUGAGCAUAGGAACAUCUGAGGAGGAGAGAACAAACCAAAGGACUGAUGAAAAGGAGGAAAGUCAUCAUGAAACUGUGACAGUAGAAAAGAGGGGAGCUGAAGAUAGUUUGCAAAAGGAAGUGGAGUUGGAAAAGGAACAUCACAGGAGAAAGGAUGAAGCGAAAUUGAGGGAAAUGGAAAAAGAAAAGGAAAGAAUCGCUGUUGAAAGAGCAAUCCGGGAAGCUCGUGAAAGGGCUUUUGCUGAAGCGCGAGAAAGGGCAGAAAGGGCUGCUGCAGAGAGAGCAACUGCAGGAGCAAAUCAAAGAGUAAUGGCAGAAGCCCGAGAAAGGUUGGAGAAGGCUUGUGCAGAAGCUAAUAGCAAGUCAGCAGCUGAGAAGGCAUCUAUGGAAGCCAAACUAAAGGCUGAGCGUGCUGCAGUAGAGAGAGCAACUGCUGAAGCCAGGGAACGUGCCUUGGAAAAAGCAAUGUCUGAAAAAGCUACUUUUAAGGCAAAAAAUCAGUCUGAAAAGUCUGCAGCUGAGAAGUUUUCUGGUGCUUCAAGAGAUGCUGUAAUGAAAUCCAGCGAUCUACAAUCUAAUUGUUCAGGUCCUUCCAGCAGUUCAAGAUAUACAAGCUCUUCAAGUCAUGAUGAGAGAUUUGGUGGUGUUAAUGGUGAAUCAACUGAAAGGUGCAAAGCUACACUAGCAAGAAAUCAAAGGACAGCAGAACGUGCUGCAAAAGCUCUUGCAGAGAAGAAUAUGCGCGAUCUUCUUGCUCAGAAAGAACAAGCAGAGAGAAAUAGAUUGGCUGAAACUUUGGAUGCUGAUGUCAAACGUUGGUCAAGUGGGAAGGAGAGGAAUCUGCGUGCCCUGCUCUCAACUCUACAAUAUAUCCUUGGCCCUGAUAGUGGUUGGCAGCCAAUUCCUCUCACGGAUCUUAUAACAACAGCUGCUGUGAAGAAAGCUUACCGUAAAGCGACACUCAUUGUUCAUCCUGACAAGUUGCAGCAAAGGGGUGCAAGCAUACAGCAGAAAUACACGUGUGAGAAAGUCUUUGAUCUUCUAAAGGAUGCUUGGAACAAAUUCAGUGCAGAAGAACGCUAGAAAAUGUCAGUUAAACCGCUUCAGAUAGCAUACACCGUAGGCAAACAUGUAAUUGCUGCAACAUACAGUUCUGAGAUUGAACCCUCAAAUGUAGGAAUAGGAAAAUUAUUGUAGGCACUCUUUUUUCUUAUUUAUGUAACUUGUAAAAACGAGAGCUGGCAAGGAAGAGCCCACAUCUAUUUUAUCAUAUGUUCUGCUUCUAGUGAAAUAAAAGAAACGAUUCAGAAA
This is a messenger RNA of Jatropha curcas, 4942 nucleotides long. It is a transcript of the gene AUL1, whose product is annotated as auxin-like 1 protein. NCBI's taxonomy places the organism in Eukaryota, Viridiplantae, Streptophyta, Magnoliopsida, Malpighiales, Euphorbiaceae. Gene Ontology annotation, biological process: clathrin coat disassembly; clathrin-dependent endocytosis. The record is from RefSeq and is a predicted model, not a curated record. Gene Ontology annotation, molecular function: clathrin binding. Gene Ontology annotation, cellular component: vesicle; intracellular membrane-bounded organelle; cytoplasm.